Messenger RNA from Phaethon lepturus (White-tailed tropicbird), 1137 nucleotides. RefSeq names its product E3 ubiquitin/ISG15 ligase TRIM25-like. The record is from RefSeq and is a predicted model, not a curated record. The annotation marks the transcript as partial. The transcript is spliced from 3 exons. Lineage: Eukaryota; Metazoa; Chordata; Aves; Phaethontiformes; Phaethontidae. Gene Ontology annotation, molecular function: zinc ion binding.
AUGGCGGAUGAAAUGCAGGCAGCUGGGCGGAGGAGAGGGAUGACCUUCCCUUGCGAGGGGGAGGAGGCAGCAGCUCCCUGCCUGCGCGGCGAGCGAGAGGCACCUCGCCACUGCCGCUUUCUCUUCCCAUCAGCGCCCUCCCACUCAGCCCCGUAUGGCAGCCCAGGCGCCAUGGCCGAGCCGGCUGCUGUGGCCAGCCUGGAGGAGGACCUGACCUGUCCUGUCUGCCUGGGCAUUUACAGCAACCCCGUGUCCCUGAGCUGUGGCCACAGCUUCUGCAAGGAGUGCAUCCAGGAGGUGCGCAGCCGCCGGCGUUGCCUGCGGGGCCCUUUCAGCUGCCCGCUGUGCUACGCCCAGGCAGACCCCGCUAUGGAGCUGCAGCCCAACGUCCAGCUCCGCAGCAUAGUGCAGAAGUUUUUGGAUGCUCCCGCCCACCAAGAGGAGGAAAAGCACGAAGUGCAAUGUGAAGAGAAGGAGGAAGGUUCAGGCCAGCAAGACGAGGUGAUCCUGUGUGAUUUCUGCCUUCAGGAGCCCCAGCCAGCCAUGAAGACCUGCCUGAGCUGCGAGGCCUCCCUGUGCCAAGCCCACCUGACCAAGCACAGCAUGAAGAGCCCCAUGAGAGACCAUGUCCUGCUGGAGCCCUGUAGUGCGCAGUUGUUGGCUGAGAGGAGGUGCCCCCAGCACGGCAAACUGCUGGAGUGCUUCUGCAAGACAGACUCGCUCUGCAUCUGCAUGCUGUGCUGUGUCACCAGCUCCCACAAGAACCACAAGGUCACCAGUUUGGAGGAGGCUUUUGGCCAAGCGCAGAGUGUUCUUCCUGAAACUCUGAAAAAAGUGAAAACAUACGAAGCUGCGCUGAAUGAAAGCAUAGCAAACCUGCUGAGACAAGAGGAGGAAGUAAAGACUAAAGAGAGCCUGAGGAGGAAGCGGCUGGAAAGCCUCUUCGAAGAGAUGCGUCUGAAGCUAGAGAACGAAAAAGAAGAGGUCCUGAAAGCUCUCAGUCACAACGAGGAGCAACAGCUUUCUCAGAUUCAGACACAGAUACAAAAACACAAAGAGGUGAAGGAUUCAGCCAGCCGUGAUGUACAGGAACUAGAGGUUCUGAGAGAUCAGAAAGACUUACUUCUUUUCACCAAG